Messenger RNA from Archocentrus centrarchus (flier cichlid), 4171 nucleotides. It is a transcript of the gene osbpl10a, whose product is annotated as oxysterol binding protein-like 10a. The coding region runs from base 273 to 2666 and encodes 797 amino acids. Lineage: Eukaryota; Metazoa; Chordata; Actinopteri; Cichliformes; Cichlidae. The record is from RefSeq and is a predicted model, not a curated record. Gene Ontology annotation, cellular component: cytosol; membrane. Gene Ontology annotation, molecular function: cholesterol binding. The transcript is spliced from 13 exons.
CCGCGCACUGCAGAGGACAGAGCAGGAGUCAAACACCAUCGAGGAAUAUGUCAGCUUUGUCACGCACCGAGGGACGCGUAAAACACCGGAGCGGCGCAGUUUCUGCAUAUCCACUGCCUCUGCUUUAGUUCACCAGACACACAUAGCCACGUUUAGCACUUAUGCUUUGCUAAAAAUCUGUCCUGCUGCUGCUGCUUCUGGUCCGUUCCUAUCCCCUCCUCCCCUCUCUUCCUGCUCCUCCUCCUCCUGCUGUGUGCCGUCCCGUCGCCAGGAUGGACAAGACGCUCUGCAGUCCGCAUCCCGGGACCAACAAAACAAACUCUUCCUCCGCGGACCUCCGCGGGAGCUCAUCGACGAGGAAGCACGGUGGGCGGCCCGGGUCGCACAGCCCCGGCUCCGGCUCCCUCGGCGGCUCGGCUGGAGCGGCAGGCAGUCGGGCAACUGCGCUGGGAAACAGCAUGAAUUUGCAGCAACAGCAGCAGCAGGCGCGCAAGAGGCAACUGGAAGGAGUCCUGAGUAAAUACACCAACCUGAUCCAAGGCUGGCAGAACAGGUACUUUGUGUUGGAUCCAGAGUUGGGACAGCUGCAGUACUUUGUCAAUGAGCAGGGGAAGAGCCAGAAGCCCCGCGGGUCCCUGCCUCUGAUCGGCGCCUCGGUGAUGACGAGUGAUGAGGCUCCGCACAUGUUCAUCGUAAACUCCGUCAAUGGAGAGCUGUACAAACUCAGAGCCUCUGAUGCCAAAGAGCAGCAGUUUUGGAUCAGCCAGCUCCAAGCGUGUGCCAGACGUCACUCUGACAGCAGUGCCAAGGUGAGAAAGCUAAAGGGCUCAGAUGAACACCUGAGUGUGGAAAGAGCAGGAGGAGGCCAGGAGCUGCUGGGCUCCUCUUCCUCUGGUCGGACCCGUAGUUUCUCUCUCCUUCCCCACCUAACCCCAACUUCAUCCCCGGGAUCUCCGAGGCACCUGGGCCACCCUGCUACACCCAGCAACAUUGUCACAAUCACCCACCACAAAUCUCCAGCUGCAGCCCGGCGAGCCAAGAGUCAGUAUCCAGGACGGCUGCUGGAGGUUAAAGAGGUGAUGUCCCAAGCAGAGGGCCAGCAGAAGAACCUGGUCCAGUCCAUCGACUCCCUGCCCACCAAAGGGCCGCUCUCCUGUCUGGAUCAGGACCUGCUCCUGCUCAAAGCUACGUCGGCCGCCACACUCAGCUGCUUGGGAGAGUGUCUGAACAUCCUCCAACAGACUCAGAGCCACAGCCAGGUGCCACCUCAGUCCCAGGUCUCCCAGCGCAACCACGCCUCCCAUGGAGCCCCCUCUGAUGGUGCUCCUGUGUGGACUGUACCAAAGUCGCCCUCAGGGGAGCAGUUGAAGAACGGGGGUCUGACUCCUUUACAGUCAGCCGCGCCCUCCCCGGCCCUCAGGAAAAGGAUUCUGUCCCAUGGUGCUGAGCAGCACCCAGGGCUGGAAGACAUCAGCCCCAGUGAGGAGGUGACGGAUACGGAGGACAACGAGGAGGAGGACCUGGGUGUCCUGGAUGACCAGCGGAGCAUCAUUCUCCACCUGCUCUCGCAGCUCAAACUGGGAAUGGACCUCACACGGGUGGUGCUACCUACCUUUAUUUUGGAAAAGCGAUCACUGCUGGAAAUGUAUGCCAACUUCAUGGCGCACCCUGACAUGUUCCUGUCAAUAACAGCGGGGGCCACAGCUGAGGACAGGAUAGUCCGCUUUGUGGAGUACUACCUGACUGCCUUCCACGAGGGGCGGAAAGGUGCUGUGGCUAAGAAACCCUAUAACCCCGUCUUGGGGGAGACCUUCCACUGUUCCUGGGACGUGCCUCGGGACAAGGUCAAACCUUUGGUGAGAUCAAACCCAGGGUCAGCCCGGGAGCCAAGCAGAGGCCCUAACAACGCGCAGCAGGAGGAGGACUCACCAGACAGCUGCUACAGAGUCCGAUUUGUGGCCGAACAGGUGUCCCAUCAUCCACCAGUGUCCGGGUUUUACUGUGAGUGCCAGGAGCGGAGGAUGUGUGUUAAUGCCCAUGUGUGGACCAAGAGCAAGUUCAUGGGCAUGUCUAUAGGAGUGUCCAUGGUGGGAGAAGGAGUCCUUUAUCUCCUGGAGCACGAUGAGGAGUAUGUCUUCACAUUGCCCUGUGCCUACGCCCGCUCCAUCCUCACUGUGCCCUGGGUGGAACUGGGGGGCAAAGUCUCCAUCAACUGUGUCAAGAGCGGCUACUCAGCCACAGUGACCUUCCACACAAAGCCUUUCUAUGGAGGGAAGGUACAUCGAGUGACAGCAGAGGUCAAACACAACCCAACCAACACCAUUGUGUGCAAAGCGCAGGGAGAGUGGAACGGCACGCUGGAGUUCACGUACAGCAGCGGGGAAACCAAAGUGAUCGACACGGCCAAACUUCCCGUCACCAAGAAGAAGCUGCGGCCUGUGGAGAAACAGACGAGGACAGAAUCCAGGCGGUUGUGGCAACACGUCACCAAGUCGCUGAAGGAAGGGAACAUCGACGAGGCCACGGAGCACAAACAUAGACUGGAGGAGUAUCAGAGAGGGGAGGAGAGGCAGAGAUCAGCUGAUAACAAAUCCUGGACACCCAAAUACUUUACUAAAGAGGGAGAUGGUUGGAUCUAUAACAACCCACUGUGGAAAUCAACCUGACAUCAAAAACACUCUUUUCUAAAGGAUUGUAACAGUUCCUACUCCCCACACUGAGGAGGCCAGAGGUGAAACAUGGAGAGGGGCGUCUUCCACGGACCUUCGAACCCACCCAGUGACACUACGGAGACACAAACAGGAAUCAAGCAAGGUGCCAAAGGGAUCUCCACGGUUUGGGACUCUUGGGACAGCAGUACAUUUUUAUAUACGGUUAAUAUUCAAAGUAGAGUAUUUCUAUUUUUCACCUGCCAAGGCCUUUUUUUGCACUCACGCACAGUUAUGAUGCCUGCCACUAGUGUUCCACUUUGUAUUUCUUUUUAACGAUCAGUACGUUUUCUCAGAAAUCAGUGUUUGUUCCAGGCGUUCAGUCGUGCCGCAUUAGAAUGGAUCACAUCUCCUGUAACACAUAAUACUGUAGUUAACAAAUGAGUUUGUUUAUAAGGCACUUUUACCAUAGAAACGAAUCUGCUAUUUUCUAUCGAUGGCUUUUACCAAUCAGGGUGAUCUCUCAGAGCUUUACAAGAAAUAAGGUCACCUAAAACUAUUUAAAAUUAAUAAAUGUAUUACAUUAGAUGAGUUAGUAUAUAUUAAUAUACAAUAUAUUACAGCAAGCUACUAGAAAGUGAAGGUCCUGAUUGUUUGUGUCUGCACUAUGAAUGUAUCUUGGCAAAUUUUAAUUGUACAGUAUGCUUUCCCAUCUUGUACUGAUGGCUACUACACAUGCUUACUAUGUUGCUCCAUCACCUCUGCCUAACAGAUGAGCCCCAUUACUACCUCUCUUGUUUCGAUAUCCCAGGCAUUACACACUUAUUUUUUCCCCUCCAGAAGAAAAACACCAGUUUGUUUGUUGCCAAAUGUUCGUCCAAUCUGUUUUGUAUUUGUGCCCCUCAGAUGACGCUCGGAUAAUUAGGGAGUCCCUGUACACCCCGUCUGUGCCUCCUGAAGUUAAUGCUUCUCAGUAGUUUCAGCUAUGGUGGUGAUUAUGGAUGAGGCGGGUUGCAGAAACACACAGCCAUGUUUUCAAAUCUCGGGGUCACUGGAAAGUUGCCUCUGUGAAGAUAAGAGGAUAGUCUACCAGAAUAACAAUCACUGGGGAACUGCAGGAACCAGCUUGUGGGAUAGAAGAGGUUCGUGCCACUGUGUACUCGCGUUUUUAUGUCUACAUUUGACAAAAUAUGUGAAGAACAUUCAGACUGAUCAGCUUUUCUACAAUAAAGUAAAAAUUUUAAAUGAAAACUUUUGUUUUAUGAUGAAAAUAAACAAAGUAAAACUUCCUUCAGUUUUAAAUGUUUGACAGUAUUUGUAUGUGGAUCAGCUUUAACCAGUGCCAGUCUGUAGCCUCCACGAUGGUCUGCAUUAUAUAACAGUACAAAACAAACCUGUCAGCCAUUCAAACCGCUGUUAAAUCUUGUUUUACACCCACACUGACUGAAUGAAUGAAUCCAACAAGCAGCUGCACACAAAAGGAUGAUCUGAGCUCGCUGAACUAGAUGGCGAUCGUGGAUAAA